Messenger RNA from Drosophila novamexicana, 2295 nucleotides. It is a transcript of the gene Klp54D, whose product is annotated as kinesin-like protein KIF12. The coding region runs from base 1 to 2217 and encodes 738 amino acids. Lineage: Eukaryota; Metazoa; Arthropoda; Insecta; Diptera; Drosophilidae. The record is from RefSeq and is a predicted model, not a curated record. Gene Ontology annotation, biological process: microtubule-based movement. Gene Ontology annotation, molecular function: ATP binding; microtubule motor activity; microtubule binding. The transcript is spliced from 8 exons.
AUGGUGCGACGCGCCUCGAGCGUGCCGCAUCUGAACAAUAGCGGUGGCAGCAGCGCCGAUAGCGUCAAUGCACGCGGUCGUGCUCCGGCUGGCGUUGCCGGCGCAGCGGGGCGUGGCAGACGGGGCAACAAUGCCGCCGGCAAGGCAACAACGCCGACGCAACAGCGCCAGAGCUCCGGCAGCUCGGGCAGCGGCAGCCGUGUGCCGCGCUCCCGCAGCCUGACCAACGGCAUGCGGCGACUCAGCCCGCAAAAGGUCGGCAGCAGCGGAAGCGGCACGGGCGGCAGCUCACGCAAUACGCCGUACUUUCUGCGUGCCCGUGAAAACGAAAUUGGCAGUGCGGAUACAUUGGAAAUUGUGGCCUCCAAGUCCACGGGCACCGGCAGCGAGGAGCCCUCAACGCCCGAGGAUAACAUCAAUGUGGUGGUGCGUGUGCGACCCCUGAACGAGAAGGAGAAGCGCGACAGGCACGGAGCAACAUUACAGUUUCCUGGCAAUGGACAAGUCAUUAUCGAGGGCAAUGACACGGGCGCCAAGCGUUCCCACAAUCGCGACAGCGUGCGGGUGUUCACGUACAAUGUGGUCUUCGAGCCGGGCGCCACGCAGGAGGACAUACUGGACUAUUCGGGCAUCAAGCGCAUCAUUGAGAUGGGCAUCGAGGGCUUUAGCUGUACGGCGUUUUGCUAUGGACAGACGGGUUCCGGCAAGACCCACACACUGACCGGGCCACCGGAUUUGUUUGUGGGCAAACCCAAUCUGAAAGAUCCGCGUCAUGGCCUGAUCUUCCGCUCGUUUUUGUAUCUCUUCCAAUUGAUUAAGAAUCGCAAGGAUGUCAACUAUGUGCUCAAGGCCUCGUUUAUGGAGAUUUACAAUGAACGGGUAAUCGAUUUGCUCAAUCCGGGAAGCGCUCGCAAGCCGCUUGCCGUGCGCUGGUCCAAGAAAUCCGGCGGCUUUUUUGUGGAGAAUUUAUUUACGGUCGACUGCGAGGAACUUGACGAUUUGCUGGCUGUGCUAGAGGAGGGUAUGAGGAAUCGCGCCGUUGGCUCGCAUGCGAUGAAUAAUCAUUCAUCGCGUUCGCAUACGAUAUUAACGGUACACAUACUAUCGGAUCAACAAACAGAUGGCGGCGUAUUUCUCUCCAAGCACGGCAAGAUCAAUUUUGUGGACUUGGCGGGCAGCGAACUGACCAAAAAGACCAUGAGCGAGGGCAAGACUUUGGAGGAGGCAAACAACAUCAACAAGAGCCUCAUGGUGCUGGGCUAUUGCAUCUCGUCGCUGAGCGAUAAUAAGAAGCGCACCGGGCACAUUCCAUACAGGGACAGUCAGCUGACCAAGCUGCUGGCCGACAGUCUGGCCGGGAACGGGGUCACGCUGAUGAUUGCCUGCGUCUCGCCGGCACAUUAUAAUCAUGCCGAGACGUUGAACACGCUGCGCUAUGCAUCGCGGGCGAAGCGCAUACGGACCAAGCCCGUCAUCAUGAUGGAUCCGCGUGAGGCGCUUAUACUUAGCUUGAAGCGUGACAUACAUGCGCUCCAGAUGGAGAAUGAGCACCUGAAGGCGGCGCUCAAUCUGCACCAUCAGGCGACGACGGCAGCUGACGGACCUGGCGCUGGCAAUCUCUUGGAGCUGCAGCUGGAGCGCGUCAACAGCGGCGAUGGCGGGGCACCAGUGCCCAAGGUGGAUCUGGAGCGUUUGCCGGAACUGGAUGGCAGCGAGCUGGCGGAGCUGGUUAAGCUGUACAUGGCCGAAAAUGAAUCGCUGCGGCAGGAGAACAAUCAUUUGUUUACGGUGCGCGAGACCAUACUGAGGGAUCAGGAGAUUGUGUGCCGGGAAAAUGAGCGUUUGCUCAAAAAAUUGGAGGAAGUGAACAAUGUCUGUGUGCGUUCCCCCCUGAUACCUGCACGACCGGCCAUCUCGCCAACGACGGGCAAAGAAACGCCCGGCACCGAGAUCUGGACAAACCCGGAACCAGCUGUUCCAGCAGCAGUGCUCCCAUUGCAGCAGCGCAUGUCUGAGAAUGCGGACAAGCGUACGCAUACGGCCCAAAAGCGCAUCGAUCAGCAGCGCAUUGCCAAGAAUAUUCUGCUCAUGGCGAAUGCCUUUCGGAUGCCCAAUGCAACAGAGCUGGAACUGCACAAGGAGCAGCAGUUAACCAAUAACAAUAAUAACAACAAUGAGCAUGUGCAGCCUGAUUUAAUGCCAGACAUGCUAACGUAAUAAAUCUAUUAAUGUACCUACUACCAACAUACAAAUAUGCUAUAUUCAUAUAUAUUUUUGGAACAAUUAAAACUAAUG